This is a messenger RNA of Phaeoacremonium minimum UCRPA7, 468 nucleotides long. RefSeq names its product putative aldo-keto reductase yakc protein. Lineage: Eukaryota; Fungi; Ascomycota; Sordariomycetes; Togniniales; Togniniaceae. The record is from RefSeq and is a predicted model, not a curated record. The transcript is spliced from 2 exons. Gene Ontology annotation, cellular component: cytoplasm. The coding region runs from base 1 to 468 and encodes 155 amino acids.
AUGGCCCCACCAGUCCAGCUUCCCACGAGGAAACUGGGAAAAGAUGGCCCACUUAUCAACAAAAUGGGCUUUGGUUUGAUGGGCAUCGGGGCUGCAUAUGGAUCUGUUGGCACCGAUGAGGAGCGUCUUGCUCUGCUUGACCGUGCUUGGGAGCUAGGAAACACAACAUGGGACACCGCCGAUGCAUACGGUGAUUGUGAAGAUAUCGUCGGCAAGUGGUUCAAACUACAUCCGGAGCGCCGACAGGAUAUCUUCCUCGCUUCAAAGUUUGGCCUGAGAGUAAAAUUUGGCGAGAAUGGUAGCUACAGUGUGGUCAUUGAUAGCACGCCCGAGUACGGCCGUGAAGCAUGUGAACGGAGUCUCUCUAGACUUGGCGUAGAGAGCAUUGAUCUAUACUACAUUCAUCGCCUUGAUGAGGUAACUCCGAUUGAGAAAACGGUACAAGCUCUGGUUCAAUUGAAGGAGUAG